AUGGCGCCAAUGAAAACCCAAAAUUUGAAUUACAGUAGUAAUUACGGCGAGGCCGUUGCCCAGAAGGUCAAUGUCCUUGCCUCUUGCUACAUCGUCGACUCUGUCGCCAACCUCAAGGGCCUCCACUACUGCACUACCGGGGUUGCAGGUACGUUUUCUCCUUUCGUCAAAGGGCCGAGUGGUAUUCCUGAGGUCCCUUCCUCAGGCCUACCCUCCCCUCCGACAAGUCCCCCCCUCGCCGCACUAACCUCGUCUAACGAGCUCGCCCUUCUGCCCAAGAGCAAGAAGCGCGAGAUCCCAGGCCGGCGCCUGGCCCGACGAGGGGGGGCAGCACUCUCGAUCAGGGAAGAAUGUGAGAGAUUCUUCUGCGAGUCCAUGAAGACGACUUUCCACGGUGAGAGGAAUUCGUCGAUGAAUGGCUCCGGCCUGUCUGGUGCUUAUUUGCAAACGCCGCCGCCCGAUGACCGGCUUCCCGAACACUUCAAGCAGCUCUCCGACGAAAAGCUGUCCGGCUACGACAUUACUGCCUGGCUGGAGAUGUGGGACUAUGCCGGUGGUGCGAGCUUCCGUGCCUUUGUCGCUGACGAUGGAGAGGAAAAGACCCUCUUUGUUUUCUUCGACAUCCAAGGCGUUCUUGGCCGAGACCUGAAAAAGGCUCUCAUGGCCCUUAUCGAACUGGCUGACGGUCCUCUGGACUGUUCCCACAUUGUCACUUGCAUUGAUAGGCGCAUUCCUGUGGAUGAGGCGCGGUCUCUGUCCAAGAGUCUUCAGUGGGUUGGCUUCGACAUGAUUACCCUUGAUCACUGGGCUCAUGACCUCGAUGUCACGAGCAAGAGGUGGAUGUUGAUGGGUAUGGAGCUGUAGGUGUCAUUUUUACUUCAACGGAGUUGGUGGAGUGGAAGGAUGCCUUUUCCUACGUCUCUCUUAUGUCGUUCUAGUUCGUUGGUGUUUACCAAAAUUUGAUCUGGAGGCUCUCUCGGCGGUUUGCUCUGCUAUUCUCGGAGACGUCUGGUAGCAUUCGGGCGUUGAGUUGCAGAAAACCACAAUUCCCCAGGGCUUUUGGCGCAUCUCUCUUUGUUGAUGCUAUGGAUUCCAAGGUGUUGAAGCGUAUGGAUGUACCUGUACCUGUACCUGUACCCAGCCUUUGUCUCUUGCUUUAUUGGCUUUUAGUAUGGAAAUUCUAUGUAGCACAUUCCUGUGACUAGGAACGAUAUGAAAUCAAUCUAUCGCACUCUGUGGC
Messenger RNA from Fusarium vanettenii 77-13-4, 1240 nucleotides. RefSeq lists its product as uncharacterized. The transcript is spliced from 3 exons. The record is from RefSeq and is a predicted model, not a curated record. Gene Ontology annotation, biological process: positive regulation of protein catabolic process. Gene Ontology annotation, molecular function: ornithine decarboxylase inhibitor activity. Lineage: Eukaryota; Fungi; Ascomycota; Sordariomycetes; Hypocreales; Nectriaceae. The coding region runs from base 1 to 864 and encodes 287 amino acids. Gene Ontology annotation, cellular component: cytoplasm; nucleus.